AUGAGUUGUCGGCUUCAAACCACUUUUUCGAAAUUCGGACUCCAUGCAGGUGCUAGGAUUCCGGAAAUGUCUCCAAUGAAAGAAGAGAACUGGAGAACACUUACACUUUGCACGCAACCCAAACUGGCUUCUCAGGUUUUAUCAGACGUAACUAACACUGUGAAUGAUGGUUCAACAUCUACGAAACCUGUCCCUCUCACAAAGUCGUGA
Schistosoma spindalis is the source of this 210-nucleotide messenger RNA. NCBI's taxonomy places the organism in Eukaryota, Metazoa, Platyhelminthes, Trematoda, Strigeidida, Schistosomatidae. The record is from the annotation of a GenBank genome assembly.